Myxocyprinus asiaticus (Chinese sucker) is the source of this 1614-nucleotide messenger RNA. Its product is annotated as neurogenic differentiation factor 2. Gene Ontology annotation, biological process: nervous system development; regulation of DNA-templated transcription. The record is from RefSeq and is a predicted model, not a curated record. The coding region runs from base 159 to 1250 and encodes 363 amino acids. The transcript is spliced from 2 exons. Lineage: Eukaryota; Metazoa; Chordata; Actinopteri; Cypriniformes; Catostomidae. Gene Ontology annotation, molecular function: protein dimerization activity.
CCGCCUCUCUGCAGUCCGGGGAAGGGAUAACACGUACCGAAUCACACAGACAACCGCGCCUCUCCACCAGCCUGAGCGUUUGUAGGGAGCUAGAAGGAGAAGAUGAUGUAGACGCACUCGCAAUUAGCCGAAGAGCACCAUAAACGAGUGCCGCCACCAUGUUGACGAGAUUAUUCAACGAACCUUCACUGCUUCCGGACAUGCAAAAGUUCGCGGGCUGGGUUGAUGACAGCGGGAGUGAGGACUCCAAAACCAAGGACGAAGAGCAGGAGCACUGUCGCCUAGGCGACGAGGACUUGGAAGAGGGCGAUGGAAAAGGCGGGAGCAGCCGGGCUCAGUCGGAGAUUGCAGGGGAGGAGGAUGACGAUGAGGACGUUGAUGAAGAUGACUGUGGGGAUGAGGGGGACGGAGACAGGCCUAAAAAACGCGGGCCAAAAAAACGCAAGAUGACACCGGCUAGGGUAGAGCGCUCGAAAGUAAGGCGCCAAAAGGCGAACGCUAGAGAGCGCACGCGCAUGCACGAUCUGAAUUCAGCACUGGACAAUCUGCGCAAAGUCGUGCCGUGCUAUUCUAAAACUCAAAAACUCUCCAAAAUUGAAACACUAAGGCUGGCGAAAAACUACAUUUGGGCGCUCUCAGAAAUCCUGCGGAACGGGAAGAGACCGGACGUGGUUUCUUAUGUACAGACACUGUGCAAAGGCCUUUCCCAACCCACCACCAAUCUGGUGGCUGGCUGCCUCCAACUUAACUCACGGAAUUUUCUAACGGAACAAUGUCAAGAGGGAGCGCGCUUUCACGUGCCAAACCCCUCGUUCUCCAUGCACGCAUAUCCAUAUCAGUGCUCCCGUCUAUCAAGCGCACAAUGUCAAUCUGGAUCCAAUACACAUAGCAUUCGCAAUCACUCUUUCUGUUCGGCCUAUGAGACUGUGUACACCGGGGGCGCGUCCCCAGAAUACAACAGUCCAGAUUAUGAGGGCCACCACAGCCCUCCGGUGUGUAUAAAUGGCAACUUUUCUUUGAGACAACAGGAAUCCGUUUCACCAGACACGGAAAGAGGUUAUCAUUAUUCUAUGCAUUACACCGGUCUGCACGGCUCCCGUCCCUCCGCUGCUCAUGGCCUUGCCUAUGGCCCAUCGGGAGCGCGCAGCGGUAGCACGCACUCGGAGAACGUUCCACCGUUCCAUGAUGUUCACGUGCACCACGAUCGGGCACCUGCAUACGAGGAACUGAACGCUUUUUUCCACAAUUAGGUGUCCCCUCUGUUUUUGAUUUUCCAAAAAAAAAAAAAAAAAAAAAAAAAAAAAAAAAAUCCAUUAUGGACCUUCAUGAAAAAUGAGUGUAAUAAUAAGUUGUCGGAACAAGAAUCAGUUUGCUUUAUUAAAACAUACCAAGUGGGAGUGCAAUUUCUGAAUCAAAUGUUUGAACCAAUGAGUCACUUAUGUAACAAGAAAAAUGAACCAAAUUGCUUAACGAAGACUGUUUCCUGAUUAAAUAAAUAAAGAACCAUAUUGUUCCAGAACCAUCUGAGGCUAUGAUUUCCUAUUGGGAAUUGGUGAGACAGGAAUUUUAAGAGUAGUUCAGCCAACUAAAAAAAAAAAAAAAAAAAAAACAAAA